GGCUUAAUUUAUAGGUUAUAAAGUUUACAAAACAAAUAUUUAUUUUUAAUUAUUACUUACAAUUAUGUAAAUAUAAUUCAAAUAUAAACAAUGUCAGCUUGUAUGAUGUGUAUAUAGUAUAGAUAAUAAGUAGAUAUUCAAAGGUUUGUGUUUACAUUUUUUCUACCCCCAAAUAUAUAAUUUUGUCAUUAUGGACUUUGCAAAGAAUCAACUUUUGAAAUAUGGAUGGAAAGAGGGUGAAGGUCUUGGUAAAAACAAUGAUGGUAUAUCGUCAGCUCUGAAACCAAGUUUGAAAUUCGAUAAAUGUGGAAUCGGUCAUGAUCCUGCAAAAGAAUUUACAGACCAUUGGUGGGAAGAGGGAUAUAACAAUGCUGUCAACAAUAUUAAUGUUUCAAAUUCAGAAGGAGACGUGAAAGUCUCUGCCGAAAAAUGUUUAGAAGAAGUAAAAAAGACUAGUAGAAAAGCUAAAUACGAAUCAUUCUUAAAAACAUCUACCUUAACCAGUCAAGGCUACGAAGAACAAACUGACACAAAACAAGAGUCCAUUACCAAACCAAUUAAACACGUAGCACUUACUGAUGAAGAAUUACUAAAAGCUUGCGGAAAACGAACUGCUCAUAAAGGAGCAAGACAUGGAUUAAAUUUGACUGGCAAAUUAGCGAGAAUUAAAGCUCAGGAAGAAGAAUUGUUGAUGUUGUUUAAGAAUAAAAAUAAAUCUUUAGAAACCAAUAGUGAUUCGUUAUCCAAAGUAUCAAAGAAGAAGAAACGUAAACAUAAAUCAAAAGAGUAA
Ctenocephalides felis (cat flea) is the source of this 790-nucleotide messenger RNA. Its product is annotated as G patch domain-containing protein 4-like. Gene Ontology annotation, biological process: regulation of ribosome biogenesis. The coding region runs from base 191 to 790 and encodes 199 amino acids. The transcript is spliced from 4 exons. The record is from RefSeq and is a predicted model, not a curated record. Gene Ontology annotation, molecular function: nucleic acid binding. Gene Ontology annotation, cellular component: nucleolus. NCBI's taxonomy places the organism in Eukaryota, Metazoa, Arthropoda, Insecta, Siphonaptera, Pulicidae.